AUGACAGAUCGUAUGGACCAACUGAAAUUGCAAAUGGAGUUGCAAAUGGAGACAAAUAUGGAACGUAUGAGAAGCUCUAUGAUGGAAGAGGGAAAAGAAUUGGGUCGAAAGCCAACUCCGACUGAGUUGUUUGUCCAUACUCACACCCGAAAGCAUGACAAGGAGACUUUUGUGGAUCAAAAAUCUAAGGAGAUACAUGAUGCUAUAGUAGCUAGGAGGGAGGAGCUAACACAAAUCACACCCGACAACAUCGAUGAGAACCAACUUUACUUAGAUGUUGUCGGAGGCGGCGAGAAGAGACGAAAAAUGUAUGGUCUUGGAUCUGAAUCAUCUACCUUUUACCCUUCAAUUGGAGCAUCUUCGAGUCAGGCGUUUUCAUCAAGCUCUAGUCAAAAUGCUGCCUUACAACAACAAAUAAAACAGUUGGAGAAACAACUUGAGAAUGAGAGGCAAGCUAUGACAGAUCGUAUGGACCAACUGAAAUUGCAAAUGGAGUUGCAAAUGGAGACAAAUAUAGAACGUAUGAGAAGCUCUAUGAUGGAAGAGGUGAUGAGACUAGUACGAGGUCUACCAACACCUUCAUCUCCAUAA
Molecule: messenger RNA, 591 nt
Organism: Hevea brasiliensis (rubber tree)
Lineage: Eukaryota; Viridiplantae; Streptophyta; Magnoliopsida; Malpighiales; Euphorbiaceae
Exons: 3
Coding region: 1-591 (196 amino acids)
Source: RefSeq, a predicted model, not a curated record